AGAUGUUUAAAAAUGUUAAAAAAUAAACUACUUUAAAAAGAAGUGGAAAAUUAACUGUGUUGCAGUUUCUAUUUGACAUUUACGAAAGAUCAGACGCGCAAGAGAAUUAGAAAUAAAUAACAAUCCGGAUAAAAUUAGAACUAGUCGAUUAAAAAUCAUGUUUUUUUAAUUAUAAUUAAUAGUCACGAUACACAAGUAUUACAACUGACUAGAAAUCUGUACCAAGUCGUAGCGUGCGUACGUUCGAAACCUGCCGUUACUUUCGAUCGUGACCGGUGUGUCAGCGCCACGCGUAGCGUUAGCCGGCAUUGUCGCGGAAGGCGCGUUGUUGGUCGUUGAUUUCCCAUUCGAGGUGAUAGUCGGCGAGAUCAAGCGAGAUGAGCGACGAUUUACCGUAUCGAGUGGAAUACGCGAAGAGCGAUCGUUCUAAAUGUCAAUUAUGUAAACAAUCUAUCAGCAAGCAGAGCCUGAGGCUCGCCGCCGUUGUUCAGAGUCCUGUUCAUGAUGGGAAAAUACCUAGAUGGUAUCACUUCAAGUGUUUCUUUUCGAAACAAAGGCCAAAAUCCAUUGCUGAUAUAGCAUGCUUUGACGAGAUUCGCAAUGAAGAUCAAGAUGAAAUUCGAAAGAAAGUUGAGGAAUCUCAUAAUACACCUGCUCCAUCAUCUGGAAAAGCGAGGAAGAGAACAAAGGGUGGUGGAGCUGGUGGUGAUGGAGAUUUUAAAGUGGAAUAUGCUAAAUCUAGUAAAUCCACCUGCAAAGGAUGUGAAGAAAAAAUAAUUAAAGGCGAAGUAAGAAUAUCAAAGAAAGAUUAUGAGAGUGAUGAUGCUAGAAGAUUUGGUGGAUUUGAUAGAUGGCAUCAUGUGGAAUGUUUUGUAAAACUCAGAAUGGAUUUGGGAUAUUAUGGGAGUGGAGAUCAGCUUCUAGGUUUCAAAGAUCUCUCAAAAGAGGAUCAAGCAAAUAUCAAGAAUUCAUUGCGUAAAAUGACUCAGGGUGAUAUACCGCCUCCUAAAAAGAUUAAGGAUGAACCAGAAGAUGCAGAAGAGACAAAGUUAAUAACAAAGCAAAAUGAAGAAUUGUAUGCUGUAAAAGAUCAAAUAUCAAGCCUUGAAAAAAAAAAUGAUUGCAUUAUUGGAAAAAACCAUCAAGAAAUUCCAACUGGCACUUCAAAUAUUGUUAAUCUUUUAUCUGAUAUACUAUAUUUUGGAGCUUUACAACCUUGUCCAAAAUGUAAAGGACAACUCAUAUACAAUUCUGGUUUGGGCUAUAAAUGCACUGGUAAUAUAACAGAAUGGUCUAAAUGCGAAUAUGUUACACAAGAUCCGAAAAGAAAAAAAUGUGAAAUACCAAGUAAUAUGAAGAAAGAUUUUCCAAUUAAGUCAUACAAAUCCAAGGUAAAAAAACGAAUAUUUAAAGUGAUACUUUCAUCGAAUUCUAUUAAAAAAGAGGAAGAUACAGCAGAUGGACCAAAAAUACAAGGAAAACCACGUCCUCUGAAGAACAUGCAAUUUGUUAUACUAGGCCGAACACAAAAGGAUAAAGAAGAACUAAAGAAAGAAAUUUUAUUAUUAGGUGGUACUGUUACAACCAGAAUUCAUCAAGAUUUGACUGCUGUAAUUUCAAAUCAGAAUGAAGUGGAAAAGAUGAAUAAAAGAAUGGAAGAUGUUAAAUCAUAUGACAUUCAAGUAAUUACAGAAGAUUUUAUAGAAGAAGCAAAAGAGUAUACAGAUGCUCCCAUCAUGCUUCUAAAAAAGAAGACUAUCUCCAGCUGGGGUGGCGAUAUUAAUGCUAGACUUUCUAAUGUUAUUGCAAAAUCGGGUGCCUCCAAAAGUAAGAGCAGAUUUGAAAAAUCAAGUUCUGGUAAAAUGAAAGUAAAAGUAAAAGGCGCUGGUGCUGUUGAUCCUGAUAGCGGUUUAGAAAACCAGGCGCAUAUUUAUCAAAAAGGCAAAGAUAAGUACACCGUGACGUUAGGUCUAACAGACAUACAAUCAAAAAAGAAUAGUUACUACAAGAUGCAAAUUCUGAGAGACGACAACUGUGACAGAUAUCACUUAUUUAGAAGUUGGGGCCGGAUUGGUACCACGAUUGGCGGUAAAAAAUUAGAGAAAAUGAAUUUGCAAGAGUGUAUUGAUCAAUUUGAAUCGUUAUAUGAGGAAAAGACGGGUAAUCAAUGGAAAAAUAGGGAGCAUUUUGUUAAAGUACCAAAUUUGAUGUAUCCGAUCGAUAUAGAUCAUGGAGAUCAAGAGGUUGUUUCUCUAGAUUCGGACAUCAAAAGUAAUUUGCAGAAAUCAAUUCAGGAUCUCAUACGCCUUAUUUUCGAUGUAGCUGAGAUGAAAAAAGUUAUGUUAGAAUUUGAGAUAGACAUGGACAAAAUGCCGCUCGGAAAAUUGUCCAAAAAACAAAUUGAAAAAGCUUACGCUGUUUUAACAGAAUUACAGGAAAUAUUGAAGAAAAGUAACAUAGAUCGCACUAUGUUGAUCGAUUCAUCCAACAGAUUUUAUACAUUGAUACCACACAAUUUUGGAAUUUCCGGACCAAAAAUCCUCGAAACAUUGGAAGAGAUUCAGAGCAAAUGCGAUAUGCUGGAUGCAUUGCUGGAGAUGGAGAUCGCAUACAAUCUUUUGUGUGAUAAGACCAACGAGAAGGAGAAUCCGCUUGACAGUCAUUACAAACAGUUGAAGACUGACAUUGAAGUAUUGGAUAAAACUAGCAAGGAAUUCAAGAUGAUUGAAAAAUAUGUCAAGAAUACUCAUGCGGCUACUCAUACACAAUACGAUCUCGAGAUUGAGGAAGUAUUUGUUGUCAAGAGACAGGGUGAAGAACAGAGGUUCAAGCCUUUCAAGAAAUUGCCCAACAGGAAGCUGCUUUGGCACGGAUCCAGAACUACGAAUUAUGCAGGAAUAUUAUCUCAGGGUUUGCGUAUUGCACCACCAGAAGCGCCUGUUACUGGUUACAUGUUUGGCAAGGGUAUAUAUUUCGCUGAUAUGGUGUCAAAAUCUGCAAAUUAUUGCUGCACACAUAGUCAGAAUCCAACAGGUUUGUUGCUGCUUUGUGAAGUUGCCUUGGGUAACACAUAUGAAAGGUAUCAAGCUGAUUAUAUUGAGAAGUUACCGAAAGGAAAACAUUCGACGCUGGGUCGUGGUCAGACACAACCCGAUCCGCAAGAUGUCUAUAAAACAGAGGAUGGUGUUGAAGUGCCCUAUGGAAAGGGAGUACCUGCUAAUCUUAACAAAAAUUCUGCAUUAUUAUAUAAUGAGUACAUCGUGUACGACGUGGCUCAAGUAAAAGUGCGAUACUUAUUAAGAAUGAAUUUCAAAUACAAAUACUAAAAUAUGUAAUACAAAAAUGUUAUGUUCCAAGUCAUUGUAUAAUUAAAGUUCUUUGUGGAAUUACGGUUAAUUUUCAACUAUGAUUUAUAUUUUACCAUUAUAAUUCCAUUAGCGUUACAAGUGUUAAACUUCAUAAAACUAUUUUAUCUUCAAUGAUUACUUUUUACUUUUAUGUAUUUUGUAUAUGCAAUUUGUUUAUGUUCACUAAAUAGAAUUUGCUACCUCAAAUAUUGAUUGUAAAAUCAUAUAAUAAAUUUUUCAUAAAAUUAA
Molecule: messenger RNA, 3596 nt
Organism: Pogonomyrmex barbatus (red harvester ant)
Lineage: Eukaryota; Metazoa; Arthropoda; Insecta; Hymenoptera; Formicidae
Gene: Parp1
Product: Poly-(ADP-ribose) polymerase
Biological process (GO): double-strand break repair; protein poly-ADP-ribosylation
Cellular component (GO): nucleus; nucleolus
Molecular function (GO): NAD binding; zinc ion binding; NAD+ poly-ADP-ribosyltransferase activity
Source: RefSeq, a predicted model, not a curated record